This is a messenger RNA of Juglans regia (Persian walnut), 628 nucleotides long. RefSeq names its product putative receptor-like protein kinase At3g47110. Lineage: Eukaryota; Viridiplantae; Streptophyta; Magnoliopsida; Fagales; Juglandaceae. The coding region runs from base 15 to 614 and encodes 199 amino acids. The record is from RefSeq and is a predicted model, not a curated record. Gene Ontology annotation, molecular function: protein binding. The transcript has a single exon.
GAGAGAGAGAGAGAAUGGAAUGCAAUAAGGUAACAGCAGUAAUAUUGUUCAUCUCACUCAUCUCACAUGUUCUGACAUCAGCAGCAUCUGAAUCUGUCUGUGGAGAUGUCACUGAUUGCCAAGCUCUUCUAAAAUUCAAGGAAGCCAUAACAAGUGAUCCAAGAGGUUAUCUCCAAGCUUGGAAUAAAGCCAAUUCCUUCUGCAACUGGACAGGGAUUACAUGCCAUCCACAUCUCCAAAACCGGGUCAUAGCUCUUGAGCUUAUUGACAUGGGCUUACAAGGAGUUAUUUCAUCAUUCCUAUCCAAUCUUUCCCUUCUCACCAGCCUUUCUUUAUACAGAAACCGCUUCCAUGGAGAAAUUCCAUCUGCUUUGGGAAGGCUUCCAAAUUUAGUAUAUUUGAAUCUGAGCACAAACCUUCUUGAGAGUGAAAUCCCAGACUUACUACAAGGCUGUCAAAGUUUGGAAAUCUUAGACUUGAGUAGCAACUAUCUAUCUGGAAUUCCUGAAGAACUUUGCUCGAUGAAGAACCUGAUGCACUUGAAUCUCGCUGUAAACAACCUCACCGGAGACAUGCCGUCGUUUCUGUCAAAGCUGACACAGCUAAUAGAAUGAAACUUGGCUGCAAA